Molecule: messenger RNA, 369 nt
Organism: Macroventuria anomochaeta
Lineage: Eukaryota; Fungi; Ascomycota; Dothideomycetes; Pleosporales; Didymellaceae
Exons: 1
Source: RefSeq, a predicted model, not a curated record
UGCAAAGAUCUCGUGUGCAACAAAUGCCUUGCCAUCAACGGAGAAGCUGAUCAAAUGCUAUUACAUGCUAAUACGUGCGAGAUGACCGACAAGUACGACGUGGUUGGGCUCAAAGCAAUCUGUAUCGAGAAGCACAAGCGCGCAUGCCUCGAAUUCUGGAACCACCCAAAGUUCGCUGAGUCCGCCUACCACGUCUACUGCACCAGACCUAAUCGCGACGAGGGUUUGCGCAACAUCGUGUGCAAGACGAUUUCCGACCAUUUGAAGCUGCUCGAGAAACCAGAAGUGGAGGAUCACAUGACGGAGUUCAAUAGACUGGCCUUUGGGUUGCUCUUCGACAAUGCAGGGCAGGCGGGAUGGUGCAGCUAG